AUGGAUAAGUGGAAUUUGCCACCUUUCAAGUUUGAAUCACUACCAGAUAGUGAGAUUCGGACGAAGUGGAUUGAAUGGAAGCAAGGAUUUGAGCAUGUAGCUGCGGCUAGUGGCGAAACAAAUCCGACUAAGCUGAAAAGUCAGCUCUUGGCCUUGGGAAGUUUUGAACUUCAAAGAGUAUUUCACAGAAUUCCUGGUGCAGAUGUUCAACAAGACCGAAAUACUAAUCCAUAUAAAGUAGCGAUUGCAAAACUCGAUGAGUAUUUUGCACCAAAACAGCAUGAGAGUUUUGAAAGGUAUUUGUUUUACACUAUGAAACCAGAAUCAGAUGAAACUUUGGAAAAAUUCAUGAUGCGCCUCACGCACCAGGCAGCAAAAUGCAAUUUUGGGAGCUCUGAUGUGGAAAGCCGUGAGUUUUCCAUUGUCGACAGAGUCAUAUUAAUGGCUAACUCAGAUUUGAGGGAGAAAUUACUAGCAAAAGAGGAUUUAUCUCUUACCCAAUUGACGAAAAUUGUUAAAGCUCAUCAAGCAAUAAAACGUCAAUCUAAAGAAAUGGAGGCUGGUGGAGCCAGUGGAACAAAAGAUGAUAAUCUCCGUGAUACAGAGAGAGUGAACAAAAUACGUUCGGGGCAACAAAAGAAGACUUUCUCCUGCACUAGAUGUGGGGGACGAAAUCACGAUUCAAAAAAUCCUGACUGCCCUGCAAUGGGGAAACGUUGUAACAAGUGUGGAGGGAAAAAUCACUUUUACUCACAAUGCAAAAGUCGUGAAACCUUGAAACGAAAAGCGGAUGUCACACAAGACGAGAAACCUGCUUCAAAGAAGGCAAAAGUACGAGCCAUCAACGAAGAUUUUGACGAAGAAAAUUUUAUUUUUAAUAUCGGGGACGAUGAUGAAAGGAUUUGGUGCAAUGUUGGGGGAGUGUUGAUCAGAAUGAUAAUUGAUUCAGGGUCAAAGUACAAUAUAAUUGAUCAGAAGACUUGGGUUCAAAUGAAGAAUAGCGGUGUACGGGUUUCCGGAAUGUCAACACAGUGUGACAAGAUUCUCAAGGCAUAUGGACAAACAACUCCUCUAGAAAUAGUUGGAGUUUUUGAAGCUACAAUUGCAGUUAAAGGAAGUGUGAUUAAUCAAGUAACGAAAGAUCUGGCAGGAAUGCAGUUUCCUAAAAUAAAGGGAAUUAAACUGAUCAUUCCAGUUGAUGAGACAAUUUUACCAAAAAUACAACACGUACGUAGGCCACCAAUCGCCUUGAUGGAUCAAGUAGAAGAAAAGCUGACCGAGUUGCUGAGAACCGACAUAAUUGAAGAGGUAAAUGAACCAAGUGCUUGGGUUUCACCGGUAGUGAUUGUGGGAAAAGACAAAGGAGAUAUUCGCCUGUGUGUGGACAUGAGGCAGGUAAAUAAGGCAAUCCGAAGAGAAAACCAUUACAUGCCGACAUUUGAGGAUUUUCUCCCACGAUUGACAUCAGCGAAAAUAUUUUCCCGUUUGGACAUAAAGAGUGCUUUUCACCAGGUGGAAUUGGAUGAGUCAAGCCGACAUCUUACAACCUUCAUCACCCACAAAGGUAUGUACAGAUUCAAACGACUGAUGUUUGGCAUAUCGUGUGCCCCUGAGAUGUUUCAAAAGAUAAUGGAGCAGAUGCUAUCAUCAUGUAAGAAUGCUUUAAAUUAUAUUGAUGAUAUUAUUGUUUUUGGAGCAUCUCGUUCAGAACACGAUAUGGCUUUGGAGAAUGUGAUGAAAACAUUGAGAGCACACAAUGUUCUUCUUAACGGUGAUAAAUGUAUUUUCCGAGCUUCCGAAAUAGUAUUUUUGGGACAUAAAAUUUCGGAGCGUGGAAUCAAUCUGGCUGAGGAUAAAAUGAUUUCUAUAAAGACUUUUAGAGCCCCGCAGACCAAAGAAGAAGUGAGAAGUUUUUUGGGGUUAGUAAAUUAUGUGGGACGAUUCAUACCUGAUUGCGCAACACUAACUUUUCCAUUGAGACAACUGAUUCGUGAAGAUGGUGGGUUUCACUGGGAGAAUGAACACCAAAAUGCUUUCCAAAAACUGAAGGAUGUUAUGGCUACUCCGGAUACGUUGGGAUUCUUUAACAAUGAUCAUCGCACUCGGAUUGUAGCAGAUGCUUCACCUGUAGGACUAGGAGCUGUAUUGCUUCAGUUUGAAGGGCGUUCUGACUCUAAUCCGAAGAUUAUAAGUUACGCAAGCAAGAGUCUAACGGAUACAGAAAAAAGAUAUUAUCAAACUGAAAGGGAAGCCCUAGCUUUGGUCUGGGCCGUUGAGAGAUUUUCAGUCUAUCUUAUUGGACGAAAAUUUGAACUAGAGACUGAUCAUAAGCCUCUAGAGGCCAUUUUCAAACCUACGUCAAAGCCUUGUGCACGUAUAGAGAGGUGGGUGCUUCGGAUGCAAGCAUUUGAUUAUACCGUGGUGUAUAGGAAGGGGAAAUCUAAUAUUGCUGACCCGCUGUCAAGGCUUGCAAUUGAUAAGGAAAGAAAAGAAUUUGAUGAAGAUGACAAUGGUUUUGUGAGGUCAGUGCUUGAGACUGCAGCGAUUGAUUUCGGCGAGAUUGAAACAGCUGCACGAGAGGAUGAGGAACUAAUAUCGGUCAAGAAGGCUAUGGAUACCGGGGAUUGGAGCUCAGAUAUUGUUAAAGGAUAUCAGAUUUUCAAAAAUGAAUUAGGGUGCGCAGGAGAAACACUGGUCAGGGGUGUAAAGCUUGUAGUUCCUGUGAAGUUGAGGUCAAGGAUGUUGAUGUUAGCUCACGAAGGCCACCCAGGCGAAUCUGUGAUGAAGAGAAGAUUGCGUGAUAAAGUUUGGUGGCCGGGUAUGGAUAAAGAUGUUUUGAAUAUUGUCAAAACAUGUGCAGGCUGUCGUGUUGUAGCACUACCCAGUAAACCAGAACCAAUGCAGCGAAGGCCGAUUCCGUCUGGACCAUGGGUAGAUGUGGCACUAGAUUUCUUGGGACCUCUGCCAUCAGGAGAGUAUUUGCUAGUAAUCGUUGAUUAUUUUAGCAGGUACAAAGAGAUCGAAAUACUGACCCGAAUCACAGCCAAAGAAACUUGCACCCGCCUUGAAGCCAUUUUUGUAAGACUCGGAUUUCCAAGGACAGUGACAGUGGAUAACGGUCGUCAAUUUGUCAGCACAGAAUUUGAAGAAUUUUGCAAAAUAAGGGGUAUUCAUUUGAAUAACACAACACCUUAUUGGCCGCAAGAGAACGGUGAGGUAGAGAGGCAGAAUCGUUCUGUUUUAAAAAGGCUUAAAAUAAGUCAAGCACUGAAUAGAGAUUGGAAGAAGGACCUCAAGGAGUACUUAUUGAUGUAUUAUACGACACCUCAUACGACGACGGGAAAGACGCCCACCGAGCUGUGCAUAGGACGGACUAUAAGAGGGAAAAUACCAUCGCUUACUGAUAUGGAGACUUCUCCACCAGAUAUGGACUUUUCUGAGAAAGAUCGCAUUUUGAAACACAAAGGGAAGGAGAAUGAGGAUUUGAAGAGAGGAGCGAAGCACAAUGAUAUUGAAAUCGGAGAUAAGGUGCUGAUGAAGACGGUAAUUUCCGGUAAUAAGUUGACUCCAAACUUUGGUUCAACUGAAUUCAAAGUUAUUGAAAAAUCUGGAUCCCGUACGAAGAUUCAAGAUGUCGCAUCAAAGAAGAUCUACGAAAGAAACUCAUCACAUCUCAAGAAGGUAUUCCAGCCUCUUCAGGAUCGCCAGGAAUCAUCAUCAUCAAGACCACAACGUGCAGUUAAUAUUCCAGCAAAACUACAGGAUUAUGUAUUGAAGAAGUAA
Messenger RNA from Phlebotomus papatasi, 3783 nucleotides. RefSeq lists its product as uncharacterized. NCBI's taxonomy places the organism in Eukaryota, Metazoa, Arthropoda, Insecta, Diptera, Psychodidae. Gene Ontology annotation, molecular function: nucleic acid binding. The record is from RefSeq and is a predicted model, not a curated record. The transcript has 2 exons. Gene Ontology annotation, biological process: DNA integration. Bases 1 to 3783 code for a protein of 1260 amino acids.